This is a messenger RNA of Ectocarpus siliculosus, 2095 nucleotides long. Lineage: Eukaryota; Phaeophyceae; Ectocarpales; Ectocarpaceae. The record is from the annotation of a GenBank genome assembly.
GACCUGCCGUUGCAUCGCGUGACGACUCGCCCGAUAACCCCAAAGCGUAAGCCUCCCUCACCAUUCCCCUUCGCUUUAACACCCCAAUCGACCUGUAACCAUGCGUGAGUGCAUCUCCAUCCACAUCGGCCAGGCCGGCAUCCAGACCGGUAACGCUUGCUGGGAGCUCUACUGCCUGGAGCACGGCAUCCAGCCCGAUGGGCAGAUGCCCUCGGACAAGACCAUCGGCGGCGGUGAUGACGCCUUCAACACCUUCUUCUCGGAGACUGGUGCGGGCAAGCACGUGCCCCGCGCGGUGUACGUGGACCUGGAGCCCACCGUGUGCGACGAAGUCCGCACCGGAACCUACCGCCAGCUGUACCACCCGGAGCAGAUCAUCUCGGGCAAGGAGGACGCGGCCAACAACUACGCCCGCGGCCACUACACGAUCGGCAAGGAGAUCGUGGACCUGGUGCUCGACCGCAUCCGCAAGCUGGCGGACAACUGCACCGGCCUCCAGGGCUUCUUGGUGUUCCACGCCACCGGCGGCGGGACCGGGUCCGGGCUCGGCUCGCUCCUGCUGGAGCGUCUGUCGGUGGACUACGGCCGCAAGUCGAAGCUUUCCUUCGCCAUCACCCCGGCGCCGCAGGUAGCGACGGCGGUGGUGGAGCCGUACAACUCGGUGCUGUCCACGCACGCCCUCCUGGAGCACACGGACUGCACCUUCUGCCUCGACAACGAGGCACUGUACGACGUGUGCCGCCGCAACCUCGACAUCGAGCGGCCGACGUACACGAACCUGAACCGUCUCGUGGCCCAGGUUAUCUCGUCCCUGACGGCCUCGCUCCGGUUCGACGGCGCCCUUAACGUGGACGUGACCGAGUUCCAGACCAACCUGGUGCCCUACCCCCGCAUCCACUUCAUGCUCACGUCGUACGCGCCCAUCAUCUCGGCGGAGAAGGCCUACCACGAGCAGCUGUCGGUGGCGGAGAUCACCAACUCGGUGUUCGAGCCGGCCGGCAUGAUGACCAAGUGCGACCCCCGCCACGGCAAGUACAUGGCGUGCUGCCUCAUGUACCGCGGAGACGUGGUGCCUAAGGACGUGAACGCCGCGGUGGCCACCAUCAAGACCAAGCGCACCAUCCAGUUCGUGGACUGGUGCCCCACCGGCUUCAAGUGCGGCAUCAACUACCAGCCCCCGACCGUCGUGCCCGGCGGCGACCUCGCCCGCGUGCAGCGUGCCGUGUGCAUGGUGGCCAACACCACCGCCAUCGCCGAGGCUCUGUCGCGCAUCGACCACAAGUUCGACCUCAUGUACGCCAAGCGUGCCUUCGUGCACUGGUACGUGGGUGAGGGCAUGGAGGAGGGAGAGUUCUCCGAGGCUCGUGAGGACCUGGCUGCCCUCGAGAAGGACUACGAAGAGGUCGGCGCCGAGACCGCCGAGGGCGAGGGCGAGGAGGAGGACUUCGGCGAGGAGUACUAGAUUUGAGGAGUUUCGUCGGAGAUCGUCACCGCACUAUUUCCCAUAUCCGGAGAUGAAGUAUCAUCGAUGUACGACCGUGCCGCUAUGUUGAAGGAUCUUGGUUUUUUGCGGAUGCUGGUUGUCGCCGUUUUGCGCUGUGUGGGUCAUUCUGAGUCGUUUCAACUUUGUUUUUGGCUAUGAAUUGUGCCUAGCAGCUUUGCGUAGCUUCGGUGACUUUGUUGCAGCGGGUACUAGUGGGUGUUGCUGGUGUCGUUUUUUUGUUUCUCUGGACUGGCUGCUUGUCGGAGAGGCAGAAAAUAGCAAACGGCAUCGGGGAGGCAAAUACGGUAUUCGUCAUACCGUGAUGUAAAUUUGUCAAUACCAAGAAUGAAAUGAGCUAUAACUAACUCACGAGAUUUUAACUAGCAAAUUCAGGCAUGUGCCAACCCUCUAUAUAGGGCCUGUAAUUUGCAACAGGCUCUCGAGUUUUUUCAAGCGAGCAGACUUUCUUUGCAGGAACCAUGAGGACUGCAAAAGUUGGCACAUACCCUCACACGCGUAGAUGUUGCAUUUCUGUCCCCGAGUUGUUCAAGCACUCCUUUUGAGCACCUGCACGUUGUGUCAACAUCACAGCGCGCAUGGCUCAACCCCAUC